Molecule: messenger RNA, 3408 nt
Organism: Dermochelys coriacea (leatherback sea turtle)
Lineage: Eukaryota; Metazoa; Chordata; Testudines; Dermochelyidae
Exons: 2
Coding region: 1926-3113 (395 amino acids)
Source: RefSeq, a predicted model, not a curated record
GCCUUGGAAACUGCAGCAGAAAUGUCGACCAGCAUCCCGAAGCUUUGCUGCCUGAUUUCUGCUAUAGCAGUGAAGCCACAAGCAUGGAUCUGGUGCUGGAUCCAGGGAGCAGGGAGCCUGCAGGCCCAAAAGGGCUUAGUGGAUGAGUUGGCAGUGUAAGGGCACUACCGACCAAGUGCUGCAGGAUGGACAGAGAAGAUGUCCUACAAUGCACCAUGACCCAAGCCCUGGGGCGGUUACAGCUAGCAAGGGGGCCCCUCGGAUAUGCCCCAGAAGCCACAGCAUCAGAGAUGUGUGAGCACAUCACCAGCAUGAACACACUGGUCCAGAUAUAGGGUGGGUAUGAAGCAUGUGUACCAGUGCAGAGUGGAUGCUUGUAGGCAAGUUUGGAAAGCAUGGUCUGGCAGGCAGGGUACAUGAACCUUGCACAUGAUGCAGUGCAGACAUACCCUUAGACUAGAGAAGAAAUGAAGUGGGGAAGGAAAAGGACACAUGGGGCAGGGGGUUUGAUAGCAAGACCCCAAAUCUCCCAUCCCAGGGUGAGGUCAGGACUCAGCCACAGCCGGGGGAGGUGGUAAUGUUGUCUGGGUCCCUCUCUGGCCCAGGACUGCCUGGGUGCUGGUCGCUCAUGAAACACUGUGUCCCUGCCCCAGAGAAACUGUCUGGGUGUCUGCUCCCUGCAGGCUAUGGGGAGGGGGAAUUGCAAUCCAGGAACCCAGGGAAGAACAGGACGUGUUGGUGACACCAAGAGAGGAAGGUCAGGGGAAGGGGGCAGGAAUGCCCAGCUCUGCCUCAUAUAACCUGGUCCCUUUGAGAGCGUCUCACGUUGCGGAGGAUCCUCAACAGAAAUCCCCAGCUCCAUCCACCCUAGAGGGAGACUCCCAGACAGGGACAGGGACAGUGACUGCAAACGCAACUCCUACCAGUGAGUAUCUUCCUCAUGACCAGCCAGCCCAGGGUUGGGAAAGCAGAGGCUGCAGUUUGGGAUUGGGGGUACCGGCAGAGAUGUGGGAAGAGGGGGGAGCUCCUCCUCCCCUAGUGGUCAGCUAGUUACAUGCAGAGUUGCCAGUUUAAUCCUUUUCCAACUAAUUGUUCUAAUUGGAAAAAAAAUCCAUUCAGCUGUUGGUUGGAAAUUUGAAUUGAAAUUUAACCAUAUAUCUAUAAAUGUAUAUAUAUUAUAUGUAUAAAAAUAUAUAAAAAUCAUCAUACAUUCAAAUGCUGGUGUUUAUUGGUGUUUUUUGAUGGUUAAAAUGUGGUGACAAGAGUUAGCGCCAAAUCGCCUUGCCAAUGAAAAUUUAAGGAACUUGCUUGUAGUAACCGGGCAAUCACGGGAAGCUUAACUCCUUUUUUGAUUGAAAUUUUGUGAAAGUUUAUGCAUAUAUAGAAGGAAUUAAUAUAAUUUCUCAUUCUUUCGACAGCUAGAUUAUUAUGUUUUAGUGACUUUGCUCCAGAAUGCUUGAUUUGUGACUAGGAAACGUAUAAAUAUAUGUUUCCUAGAAGGACAAGAUAUUUAGAAAACAUUAUUUGCCAAGGUUGUUAUCUCACACUAUCACUGUCUUAAGGAGUUUCUGUACUUUAAAAAAUAUUAUAUUAAAAUUAAUUUUUCAAAAGUAAAUUUAAAUUAAAAGAACACUUUAAAAAAAAAGAUUUUUUUUUUUGCUUUUACUGUGAUGCCAUACAGCCCAUCUUCACCUCCAUGAUCUGAUCUCUGGGCCCUCAGCCCACUGUAAAUUCAAACCGCCCCUCUAAUUUCAAUUCCCGGGAGAACACUGAGCCCAAUUCUGGGCUAGCAGGGGGCUGCAGGUUGGAACUGAGGGGCACUGGCAGAGCUGGCGGGGAGAGGGGAGCCAAGGACUGGGAUAGCAGGGAGCUGUGGGUUGAGAUUGAGGGAACUUUGGUGUACUGUUUUCUUUUGAGCUCUGUUCAUGGACUCCUGGCUGGGCACAGAGUUAUAUGUCACGAUCUUGUUCUUGUUUCCUCACCUCUUUAUCUCCACGCAGGGCAGCCCUUCGUACUUACUGGAUGAGACAGGAGACAUGGCCCAGUCAGAUAGAUCAAUGGUGGGCUCCAGGCCAGUCACUGGAUCAUUGGUCCCUCGGAAGGACUCCCUGGGCACAGACAUCUUUCGCAACAUCAAUGGAGACUGUGUCGUCCGUUCUGACCUGGGAUGCUACCUGCAGACGACUGAGUUCCUUGAGAAGGGGCACAACAUCAAGAUCCAGGGCCUACACCCUGCGUGCCUGGGUGGGGAUCACUAUGUGGGCAGCAGGCAGGACCCCAAUAUCUACAUCAUCAAAGGCAGUUCCUACCGGGUGGUGCAGGACCUAAGUACAGAUAAGGGAGCUCAGGUCUUUGAGCUGCAUCCCAGGUGCCGCGGUGGGGACCACUACGGGAGGCUUUGCUGGACCUUCUUCAUCAUUUUCCAAAACCAGGGUGUAAUCCGCAGUGUGACUAAUUUGAGGACAGCUGAAGGUGAAAAUAAUGUUGUCCUGCCCCCUGAAUACUGCAAGGGGCUCUACUACUUCGGGAUCGAUCAUUUCCUAACCCUGAUCAAGAUGGAUGAGAAGUGGGGGGCUCAGUUCUUCCUGUACCCAGACAUGAGAUUUGACAAGCUGGACUCCUUCUUCUCCAUCCACCCCAAAGUGCUGAACUUCUUCCCUGGGGGCUUGACCCUCACCAAGGGCACCUCAACCAGUGGCUGGGAGUGCAUCAAGACCCUGCACAAUGACUCCGACUCCCCCAUCAUCUGGUCCAACAAGGUCACCCGUAAGGUGGGCUAUGCCAAGCAGAAGAUGUCCAGCAUUGAGCACAACUGGAGCAUCUCCACUGAGAUGUCUAUUGGGGCUGGAGAACUCACCAAGCUCAUCACCCAGGUCCAGUUCUCCCUCAGGGCCGAGUAUGGUGGGAGAAGUGUCUGCACAGAGCAGGAGGACUGGAACGAAGCCCGAGAAGAACAGGAGUCAAUCCAGGUGAUCCUGGAGCCCCAAAAGAACCUCUAUAUCUGGCAGUACUGCCUCGGCAUAGGUCAGGAGCCCGUCUUGUUCUGCAGGGACCUCCAGUUCACCAAAGAAAACAACCCACCCUACCGCAUCCCGCUGCCUCCAGUCCCCUAAGUGCUCAUGAGGAUGGAGAAUGCAGCACCAUGAUGCUAUUCUGGUUGCGUGCAUGUGAGUUUCUUUGUCCUGUUAUUGCUACUUCAGAUCUUUCCCUGAGCUGCCCAAAAUUUCUCCAAUCCUAUCCCAACUGUUUCUCCUCCUGGUUUUCUUCCUGUUCCCAGCUGUACCCAAAUCUUGUUUGCAAUGAAGAUGGUUUAAUUAAACUUCCUUUCCUUCCUAUUAUUAUUAUUACAUCUGGUCAGAAAAUAGUGUUUGAUUUUCUUGUGGAAAAUUUAGACUUUCUAUUGAAAAA